Molecule: messenger RNA, 1008 nt
Organism: Stylonychia lemnae
Lineage: Eukaryota; Ciliophora; Spirotrichea; Sporadotrichida; Oxytrichidae
Source: the annotation of a GenBank genome assembly
AUGUCAAUAUCUUCAGCACCUCUAGACAUCACAUUUUACCUCGCUAAAUUGGGCCAAGCGACUUCUUUGCUGGUUAACAUAGCUCCACUACCUACUUUCUUAUUCUGCUCCCUGAGUCACUCGGAGAAAGUUAAGCGACUGGAUAGCAUUUCCUAUAUUUACCUACUGACAGGUCUCACUACAAACAUCGUAUGGCUGGCUUACGGCUAUAAAAUUGGAAAUUAGGACAUUAUUGUCAACAAUAUUUUUGGAAUGAGCAUGUCCAUCAUUAUAAUAAGUAUGUACAUGGCAGUGAUGAAGAGCAUAGAAUAGAUACUCAUGAUGCUUAUACUUAUACCAAUUGCUAUUGCAUUUCUUAUUAAUCAGGUACCAGUAAAUCUGUGUGGACUAGUGGGAUCUAUUAUAUCUGUCACCUCAAAUGUAUCUCCUUUAGAGAAAAUAGCUAAUGUUAUUGCAACAAGAGACCAUAGAUUCAUCAAUUUUCCAGUAGCUCUCUUUACUUGCUUCAAUGCAGUUGUCUGGUGCACUUAUGGCUAUAUCACUCUAGAUAUAUUUGUAUUCACUUGCUAAUUCUUGAAUUUCAAUUGUGGACUGAUUCAAGUGUUGUUUUAUUUCUGGGCUCAAAAGAAGAUAUCUAGUGAAAAUAUGGUGUUGAGGACUUUACUUGGGGUCUUUGGGUUUAGAAAGCAAGAUUUUUUAAAGAAACUUGGCUAUAAAUAUGAAUUUCAACUCUAAGUUUUUGCUAUCAAGGGUGACUAAGAGGAAGGUGAAUUUAAGAACUGCGAUGGACUUGAGGGUGAAAAACUAAAAGAAAAAAGCUUCAAAAGUAGUUAUGAUACAUUAGAGACAUAAUCUGACUAGAGUAGCUUUUAAAAUAUUUCAAUAAAUAGAGAUCAAAGUAAUCAAGAUAGUAAUAGUGAUGAAGACGAGAUAGAGGAUUAGGAAUCAGGUUAGUCUAGAGAUACCUUCAAAAUGCUAGGUAAAAAUGAUAUCAAAAUCAUACUAUGA